Messenger RNA from Chaetomium fimeti, 2022 nucleotides. RefSeq lists its product as uncharacterized. The transcript has 4 exons. The record is from RefSeq and is a predicted model, not a curated record. Lineage: Eukaryota; Fungi; Ascomycota; Sordariomycetes; Sordariales; Chaetomiaceae. Gene Ontology annotation, cellular component: SWI/SNF complex; nucleus. Gene Ontology annotation, biological process: regulation of transcription by RNA polymerase II. Bases 207 to 1748 code for a protein of 513 amino acids.
CCUACCUGUGUGGGGCCCUGCAUGUGCGAUUGCUUUGCCAACUUAACUCCACCAAUUUGGAAACCACGACGCGAUCGACGCGCUUGUUCAGCGAAACCCGGACCGCCGGACCUGAUCGCAUCACGAAAAAAAAGAAUAUCCAUCCAGUGUUCUUCCACUUUUAUCCGUCCAAUCACUGCAGGAGCGAGCCAGCCGAUUGAGACAAUAUGCAGCCGCAGUACCGUGGCUACGCACAACAACAUGCGCCCCCGCGGGCAGGAGGGGGAGGACAGCAUGUCCCACAACGCCGAGGCGGCAUCGGCCCCAUGAUGUCCGCCGGCCCUCACCACUCGGUGCCCAUGACGCAGGCGCAGAUCAACCAGCAGCACCACCAGCAGCAGCAGGCCAACCACCUAGCGAAGUUGAGGAGCGGCAAGCCGACAGACAAGAACCUGCCCGAUGGUGUCGAGGAAGGGUUAUCCGCAGGGAGCGAUGUGGCCGCCUGCUACACGCAGCUCCGCGACUUGGAGCGCCGGCUCGAUGCCACCAUGACGCGCAAGAGGCUGGACAUCGUCGAUUCGUUGAACCGAAACACGAAGCGGUACAAGACGUUGCGCAUCUGGGUCAGCAACACCGUCGAAGACCAGUUCUGGCAGGGUAACGGCCUCAACGUCGACACAUUCGACUUUUCGUCCAACCUUGAAUCCUCAUACCGCGUCAAGAUUGAAGGUCGGCUACUCGACGACGAAGACGAGGUGGAAGCGGACGAAGACCAGCGCAAGGGUGAUGACAACGAGGCAGAGGCCGACAAGAUGGAAACGGAUAGCCCGAGCAAGACCAAGGCCAAACCCGCGCCUGCCGCCAAGCGACCGCGGCUGUCGCACUUUUUCAAAGCCCUCACGGUGGACUUUGACCGUCAAAAGCCCGGCCGCCAGGGUGCGGACACCAGCGUGGAAUGGAAGAAGCCGGAUAGGACACCCGCUGGCGCCGGCAACCUGCCCGCCAUGGCUGACUUUGACGAGUUCACCUUCAAACGCAACGGCGACGAGAACAUGAACAUCACUAUCAACCUGUUCCGGCACGAAGACCCCGAGCGCUUCGAGCUGACGCCUGCGCUCGCCGACAUCAUCGACAUGCGCGAGGCAACGCGCCAGGAGGCAGUCAUGGCGCUGUGGGAGUACAUCAAAUUGAUGAACCUACAAGAAGACGAGGAGAAGCGCAACUUCCGGUGUGACGAUCUCCUGCGAAGGGUAAUCCCCCGCGAGACGGGUUACAUUCCCCACCUGAACGACUACCUCACGCCGCACCUGCGGGCGCUCCCGCCCGUGAAGCUGGCCUACACGAUCCGCGUGGACGAGGCCUUCCACAAGGACGCCCAGCCGACCGUGUACGACGUGCGCGUGCCGGUCGACGACCCGCUGCGCUCGCGCCUCUCGCCCUUCGUCCACAACCCGCAGUACGCCGCCAUGCUGAAGGAGGUCGCCGGGCUCGACGACCAGCUCGCCGUCCUCAUCCAGGCCGUCGCCCAGUCCAAGGCCAAGCACACCUUCCUCGCCUCCAUGGCCCGCGACCCCGUCGGGUUUGUCAAGGGCUGGCUGAGCUCCCAGAAGAGGGACCUCGAGGUCAUCAUGGGCGAGGCCACCCGCGGCGGCGGCGAGGAUGCUACCGGGGACGAGUGGCGUCGCGGUGGUCGGGAUAGUGUCUGGGCUACCACCAACGCCCGCGAGAGUGUGAAUGUCUUGUUGGCGAAGCAGCCUGCAAGGGCAUGAGAGGGUUGAAGGAGCUUGGGGAGGACUGAGGAAGGUUGGUGGGAUGGGGUGUGCUAUAAAAGGCGGCGUUGUUAGGUAGGACAGGGAGGCGGCGUUACCCUUCUUUUUUUACCCCCUUUUUGGUUGGUUAUGUACUUUUACUUUCCAUACCUGCCUUACGUCGUGGCGACCGGUGGUCAGCCAACUAUACCAUCCGUACUGGAUCCAGUGCAGGAUAAUGGAGCAGUAUCACUGUGCGCGAGUAGAACGAAGAGUGUCCCGUUGGAAACCGUGA